AUGCGUUCACUUGUAAAACCACAAAUCCUUUCACAGUCGCCAACAAGUUUCAUUAAACAUCUUCGUUCACUUGGUAUCAACGCUUUUCAUGCAACAUUUAACUCUAAAACUGGAAAAAUUGAGGCCUCACAUCCUGAGGUUAAAGCUAUUGGAGAAUAUUUUAUAGAUGAAGGUUGGGACUUUGAUAAACAUGAAGGAUUUUUUGGACAGAUUGGACCUAAAUCUGGUGUAUUGCAGGGUGCAUUUAUUCAUAGAACAUGUCGUGGUUCAGGAGCAGGAGGUGUUAGAAAUUGGCAUUAUGAGCGCGUUGAAGAUUGGUUUCGUGAUGGUUUGAGAUUAUCAAGAGGAAUGACUCAUAAAAACGCGCUUGCUGAAUUAUGGUGGGGUGGUGGAAAAGGUGUUUUGGCUUCUAAUUCAGGUGUUGGGUUAGGAUUAAAUAAUGGCAAUUUAGAACAACGUCGUGUUGUUUUUGAAGAGUAUGGAACUUUUUUAAGUGAGUUGAAAGGUUGUUAUGUUACAGCUGAAGAUGUGGGAAUGAAUGGCAAAUUUACAACAUGUAUUCCACCAGAAAUUGGCGGAUCUGGUAGUCCAAGUUUUCCAACGGCAUGCGGUGUGGUUCGUGCACUUGAAGCAACUUUUUUACAUGUUGGGAAAAAACUUGAAGGGUCAACAAUCGCGAUUCAGGGUGUUGGUCAUGUAGGAAAAUAUAUUAUGGAUAUUCUAAUUGAAAAAGGCGUAAAAUCUAUUUUUGCAUCUGAUAUAAAUAGUGAAAGAAUAAAAGAUAUUAAAUCUGAAAUUGUUGCAAGAAAUUUAAAUGAUAGAGUUAAGCUUAGUUUAUUAGAAGGUGGUGAUCUGUCAAUUUUGUUUCAUGAUGUUGAUGCAAUUGUUCCAUGUGCAGUUGGCGGAAUUCUUAAUCCUAACACAAUUCCACGUAUUAAAACAAAAAUUGUAUGUGGUGCAGCUAACAAUCAAUUAGGCGAUCUAUAUAAAGAUGAUAAAUUACUUGCUGAUAGAGGAAUUAUUUAUGUACCAGGGAUUGUGAACUGUGCAGACGAAUCAGCGGGAUAUGUUGAUAACGAUCCUUUAUUUCAGAGACAUUUAGGAGAUUCUUGGGAGAACUCAAUUUUUAGGCGUACUCAAGAUAUUCUAAAAGAAUCUUCAAAAAGAGGUACAACACCACAACAAGUUACAGUUGAGUUAGCCGAGAAAAAAUCUUUUGAAUUAAAUCCAAUAUGGGGACAUCGUGGUAUACAAAUUAUAAAUAGUGUGAUCAAUAGUAACGAAUGGAAAAAGAAGAUCAGGCAAUCAAAUUAA
Molecule: messenger RNA, 1314 nt
Organism: Entrophospora sp. SA101
Lineage: Eukaryota; Fungi; Glomeromycota; Glomeromycetes; Entrophosporales; Entrophosporaceae
Source: the annotation of a GenBank genome assembly